AUGAGAGCAGAAUACGAGAUAGCUCCUGACCUCUUCACUGCCAGUUUGAACGGUACCUGGGGGAGAUGUAUGGGAGAGGAGUGUGGCCCAGGAGGUGUCCAAACCAGGUCAGUAUGGUGUGCCCAUGUGGAGGGAUGGACUACUUUACCCACUAACUGUAAACCAUCGGAAAGACCAGAGAACCAGCAAAAUUGUUUCAAAGUCUGUGACUGGCACAAAGACCUGUAUAAGUGGCAGGUGGGUGAGUGGAGCAAAUGCUUACCUGUCGCUUCCAGGAACCCUUCUUCAAGAGUAGCGUCAGAGUGCCUGAAAGGUGAAGAAGGAAUUCAAACCAGGGAUGUAACUUGCAUUGAGAAACGAAAUGGAGCUGCAGCGGAGGAUGUUAUCUGUGACUAUUUUGAGACUAAGCCCCACAUUGAACAAGCUUGUCUCAUCCCCUGCCCACAGAACUGUGUGGUAACGGAGUUUACUUCCUGGUCAGAAUGCACCAAAUCCUGCGGAGUUGGGUUACAACACCGCAUUCGUCAAAUGUUAGUGCCCCCGCUGUACGGUGGGGAACCAUGCCCCAACCUGACUGAGUUCCGGACCUGCACGUUCAAUUCCUGCGAUGCAGAAGAAAGUAUUUACAGUUUGAGAGUUGGCCCCUGGAGUGCAUGCUCUCUUCCACAUUCUCGACAAACCCGGCAAGUAGGAAAAAGAGUGAGGGACCCUGAAGCCCGUGAGCUUAUGAAGAAAAAGAGGAACCGAAACCGUCAAAUCCGUCAGGACACUAAAUAUUUUGACGUGCUGAUCGGUUACCAAACAAGGCAGGUUACGUGCAUGCACAGAAAUGGAAAGACUGCAGCGCUGAGCUUUUGCACACAAGAGAAACUGCCAAUCACCUUCCAGUCUUGUGUAGUCCCAAAAGAUUGUCUAAUCUCAGAGUGGUCCGAAUGGAGCCCAUGCUCAAAGACUUGUUACAGUGCGACCUCUACGAAAGGAUUCCGUACCAGAACUUCCAGUAUUAAGCAAUUUCCUGUUGGUGGUGGGAAAGAAUGUCCAUCUCUAGAAGAGAAAGAACCCUGUGCUCCUCAAGGUGAAGGUGUGCCACCUUGUGCUAUGUAUUCAUGGAGGACAACAGAAUGGAGUGAAUGUCGUGUUGAUGUGCUACUCAGCCAGCAAGAUAGAAGACGUGGAAAUCAAACAUCCCUCUGUGGAGGGGGAAUUCAGACGCGGGAAUUCUACUGUGUGCAGGCUAAUGAAAACCUCUUAUCUCAUCAGAACAAACAUAAGGAAAAGGAAGUUGAGAAGCCUGUUGCCAACAAGCUGUGUAAUGGACCCACACCAAACACCACACAGUUGUGUCAGAUUGCCUGCCCCAUUGAGUGUGAAGUAUCAUCCUGGUCUGCUUGGGGUCCAUGUACCUAUGAAAGCUGUGACAAUCCACAAGGAAAGAAAGGAUUUAAACUGCGGAAACGACAAAUUGCGAAUGAACCUACUGGUGGUGCAGGGAAUUGUCCACACUUAAUUGAAGCUAUUCCCUGUGAUGACCCAUCUUGUUACUGUUGGGAGGUUGUGAAACUGGGAGAAUGUUCACCCGACAAUGAUAGUGACUGUGGGCCAGGCAUCCAAACCCCAGAAGUUCAAUGUGUUAACAGCAAUCGAGAUGUUGUCGACAAAAAUCAGUGUAGAGAAGCUAUCUAUCCAGUUCCUGUAUUGUGCAAUGUCCCAUGUCCAAGAGACUGUGUUCUUAGCAAAUGGUCAGAAUGGUCAUCUUGCUCAUAUACUUGCUCUGGCAAGAACACCGAGGGUAAACAGAUGCGCGCACGCUCAAUUCUUGCAUAUGCAGCUGAAGGAGCAGCACAGUGUCCAAACAGCAGUGCCUUGCAGGAAAUACGCAGCUGUAAUGAGCAUCCUUGUACUGUAUAUCACUGGCAGGCUGGUCCCUGGGGUCCCUGUAUUGAAGACCUGUCAGUAGCUACUCUUAAUUCAAGCACCAGCUGGAGUGGUGAGGCUACCUGUGCCGUGGGAAUGCAAACGAGAAAGGUUAUUUGUAUGAGAGUCAACGUGGGACAAGUUGGACCAAAAAAGUGUCCUGAAACUGUACGACCAGACACAGUGAGACCAUGUCUCCUACCGUGUAAAAAAGAUUGCAUUGUAACACCUUAUAGUCACUGGACACCUUGUGACUUAUCAUGUAAUGCAGGAGAUGAUGCCAAAACAAAACAAUUCCGUCAUCGUGUCAUCAUUCAGUUGCCAUCAAAUGGAGGGCGAGAUUGUCCUGAUACGCUGUUUGAGGAGAAGGACUGCGAGACUCCUCGUGUUUGCAGUAGUUACAGGUGGAAAACACACAAAUGGCACAGGUGUCAGUUGGUACCUUGGAACGUCCGUCAGGACAGCCCUGGAGCACAGGAAACUUGCGGUCCAGGACUUCAAACUAGAGCAAUAUCAUGUCGCAAGCAAGAUGGUGGUCAAGUGGAUAUUAAUAAUUGUCUGAAAUGGGCUGGUACAAUGCCACCUUUAACUCAACACUGUCAGUUGCCCUGCCAGGAUGACUGCCUGUUCACUAACUGGUCCAAAUUUUCUGCCUGCAGUGGUGACUGCAGUACAGUACAGAUCCGAAAGAGGACAUUUGUUGGGAAAAGCAGGAAGAGAGAGAAAUGUAGGAAUGCUCAACUUUUCCCUCUGAUUGAGACCCAAUUUUGUCCCUGCGACAAGUACACAGCUCAGCCUGUGGGCAACUUAUCUGACUGCAUUCUUCCUGAGGGAAAGAUGGAAAGUUUGCUUGGCAUGAAGAUCCAAGGUGAUAUCAAGGAGUGUGGUCGUGGAUAUCGCUUUCAAGCCUUGGCUUGUCGUGAUCAGAAUAAUAGACUUGUGGAAUCAGGACGAUGCAACAGACAUGCUUAUAUAGAGGAGGCUUGCAACAUCCCCUGCCCUUCUGACUGUAAACUUAGUGAAUGGUCCAAUUGGUCACGCUGUAGCAAAUCAUGUGGCAGUGGAGUGAAAGUCAGAUCCAAGUGGUUGCGUGAGAAGCCAUACAAUGCUGGAAGGCCCUGUCCAAAACUCGAUCACACCAACCAGGCUCAGGUAUAUGAGGUGGUACCAUGCCACAGCGACUGCAGUCAGUAUGUGUGGAUAGCCGAACCAUGGAGCGUCUGCAAAGUAAGCAAUGUGGACCUGAAGGAUAACUGUGGAGAAGGAGUGCAAACACGCAAAGUGAGGUGCAUGCAGAAUACAAUGGAUGGUCCCAUUGAACCUGUUGAAGACUACCUGUGUGAUCCAGAAGAAAUGCCCCUAGGUUCCAGGCAAUGCAAGCUACCAUGCCCUGAUGAUUGUGUUAUGUCUGAGUGGACAUCCUGGAGCAAGUGUCCUCUGCCGUGCAACGUUAGCACUGUUCGAGAACGGUCAGCUAUCCCAUUAAGGCAACCAGGAGAAGGGAAACCCUGUCCAUCUGAAACUGAGACUGAGCCCUGCCAUUUAAACAAGAAUUGCUUUCACUUCAUGUAUAACGUAACAGAUUGGAGCACUUGUCAGCUGAGUGAUAAAGCAGUCUGCGGAAAUGGAAUUAAAACAAGAAUGUUGGACUGUGUUCGCAGCGAUGGGAAGUCAGUUGAUCUUAAGUUCUGCAAACAACUGGGUCUAGAGAAAUCGUGGCAGAUGAAUUCAUCGUGUGCUGUGGAGUGUCCAGUGAAUUGUCAGUUCUCUGACUGGUCGGCCUGGUCUGCUUGUUCUCAGUCAUGUGGUCUUACAGGAGUAAUGACCCGCAAGAGAACACUGAUUCAGCCAUUCCAGGGAGAUGGAAGGCCAUGUAUAAUGCAGCUGGAACAGUCCAAACCAUGCUUGAUCAAACCUUGCUAUCGAUGGCAAUAUAGUGAAUGGACCCAAUGUACAGUUAAGGAUGCUCAUUGUGGUGAUGGCAUGAAAUUCCGUAACAUAUCAUGUGUUGUUUUCGAUGGAUCCAGCGAUGAUCCUGGCAAGAUUGUGGAUGACGAGUUAUGUGCCGAUGUAGAACCUGUGGUGAAUGGAGACAAGCAGAUCGUUCUACAAGCAGCUUGUACUGUCCCAUGCCCAGGUGACUGUUACCUGACAGAAUGGUCUUUGUGGAGCUCUUGUCAACUGACAUGUGUGAAUAAUGAGGAUCUUGGCUAUGGUGGUGUACAGGUACGAACAAAGGCAGUGAUCAUCCAGGCAAUGGAUAAUGAGCAUCUAUGUCCAGAACAGGAAUUGGAGACCCGCUUGUGUACAGGUGGCAGCUGCUAUGAGUAUGUGUGGUUGGCUGGUGCAUGGACAGGAUCAUACCGAGAAGUAUGGUGUCAAAGAUCAGAUGGAAUAAACGUCACAGGUGGCUGUUCUCCAGUGAACCAACCUUAUGCUGACAGAUCAUGUAAUCCGCCAUGUACUAAGCCUCAUACAUACUGCUCUGAGUCUGCAGUGUGUGUCUGUGAGGAAGGUUACACAGAGGUGGUGACAACUGACAAUUUGUUGGACCAGUGCACCAUGAUCCCAGUGUUGGAGAUCCCUUCAGUGGAGGAAAAGAAAGCAGAUGUGAAGACAAGUCGAGCCAUCAACCCAACGGAAACCUAUGACAAUGAACAAGGGCAUUCGGGACACAUGUGGUUCUUACAGCCAUUUGGAGCAGAUGGGAAGCUGAAAACUUGGGUUUAUGGUGUGGCAGCAGGAGGUUUUGUCUUAAUAAUCUUCAUUGUUUCUAUGAGCUAUCUAGCCUGCAAAAAACCCAAGAAACCACAGAGAAAGCAAAACAAUAAGCUGAAACCUUUGACCCUGGCAUAUGAUGGAGAUGCUGACAUGUAAUUUCCCUUGUUGCUUGAAGAUCUUUCCCAGUCUUUCUUCAUUAGUGUAAGGUAUAAUGUGCAGCAUGUAUGUCUGGUCUACAGUCUUAUAGGGAAUUCUGGAACAGUUCGUCAGUUUCUAGAGCACUGUGACAUUUUUACAGGAAGAUGGAUGGCAAAAUAUACCACAAGAUGACACACUCAUUAUAAUACAGGCUUCAAAUGAUAAAACUGCCUAUUGUUAACAAGUUGAAAUAUUGCUAAAGAACUUCUCUGCAAUGCACCAAAGCAAAUUAUGCUUUUAUUUGAAAAGGAUAUUAAGAUACAAGUGAAAGGGAAAGCUGAACUUUGUAUUGCUUUUUGUCCGAUGAUUUUAUAUCGAAUGCAGUGAUGAUGUUUCAGGUGAGAAAGUUAUCCAACUAUAACAAGAGUCAACUGAAAAACUGACGACUGCUCACAGACCUAAUGCACAAUUACCAGAAAGAACAGACCUAAUGGAAUGAGAACUUUAACUGUGAAUCCAAGACCAGAGCAUUUCAAACUGAUGACUUUCCAAUGUUACUGCAAAAAGGAUCCAAACGUUAUACUUCUAUCAAUGUGAAGGCAACAAUUUAUGCAGCAACCCUGAAUAAUAUAUAUAUGCUUGGUGACAAGUUAAUGGUAAAAGCAAGAAGGACAGCCAAAUAGCUAGAGUUUCUCAAACAGCAUGAUGCUCAAGAAGUGCAAACUAUGAUAAUAAGAAAUACAAUGAAAACUAUUCAACUGGGAAAUUGAAGUCUUAAGUAUUAACAGCUUAAAUAUUGUUCUCGUUAACUUUCCAUGCUUUAUGUCUGAAACUGUCUAUGUAUUUCCAACAAAUUAGCCAAUUACUCCAGUAUAUACUGCUGCCGAAAAUGGCCAUACCUAACUAUUAAUGUUUCAAACUAUGAUAUUAUUUAAUCCAACAAAUGAAAUGGUCUCUUAAAUGCCCUGAACAACAUGGUCAGCAACACUUCUGAAAUGUGAGACACUUCUUUGCACUAUAUUAGUGCUGCAUGAUAUGCACUCAACCUGUCAUCACUUUAGAAAUAGCAUCUUUCUAGCAAAAGUGUCUCCCCUCGGUAAAAUAAAAUAGAUAGUUUGAAAAGGAGCAAACUAAUCUUGUUUACUCAUGGAUUGCAACAGUUCUGUACUGUGGCAAAAUGAAGUCAGAGUAUUUCAAUUAGUGUAUGUACAGACAUAUGUAUGUGUCUAUAGUCACUGCAGCUAUUUUGUAAAGUGUAUUAUCGGUGGUCAGUAUAGUUGCAGUAUUUAUAGGCAUCUAGUUGAAUUUUAUGAAAAAUGUAUUUGUUCUGAUCUUAUGUGCUUAUGUUGUGCAAACAUUUCACUAGCUGUUUUGCUAGUUCAAUCUUUUGUACUGUUUUUCUGUUGCUCCUUUUAAAAGGGUGACAUUUUUUGGCUACUUUGUUAUCAUUACCAAAACAUGAAAAAGAAUAGAAAUUGCGGUUAGCAGACAAAAAGGCAGAAAUCCCAAUCAAUUCUAAUUAAAACAGCUAACUUGCAGAAAACUCAAUGUUGCCACACAGUUCAUUUCAUCCAAAUAAAGUUAUUUGUGAAAAUUAUGAAAUUUAUGGGAAUAGGUAUCCAUUUAUAAUGCUAAAUUUAUUAAUGCUAAUUUGCUAGUGCUUUAUAAGCUCUUCAUAGAAAAUAAGUUCAUUCUAUUAUUCUGAUACAAAGUAUUCAGGAGUGACUUGUCCAAAAGAAUUAUGAUAAACCUGAGAAUCAGAGCACAUUAAACAUACUAAUCAUCAUUCAUCUACAUAACAGGACAUUUUAUUUUCCUCUAAAAUAUACUCUUACAUCAACAUUACCUCUUCCAGGAAAUCAUCGACAUUUGAAGGGAACAAAAUUAAUUCUUUUGGUUCGCUGUAAUCAGAAUAUACUUUUCCAAUGAGACCCUUAAAUGAAUUGCUGAGACAAAGUAACUGUUACCUGCUGGAUCAUGGUAUAUGGCGUGUCCAAGGAAACAGGAUAAUUUUUUUUACAAUCUGAAUUUCCAUUAAGAUAUUGGGAGUUCUAUUUCAGAUACUAAACGUAAAAACAAAUUGUACAAAUGGUUAAUGUGCUGACAUCUGUCACCUUGCUGAAACAAAUUGUCAGUGAAGAGUUGGCACCACACAUGAAAUUAACUCAAUACUGUCUCUCCCAGUAGGUUGCUUGCAUGCUUAUUGAAUGAAAGUGGCAUCUGCAAACAGAAUGUGUUUCUCUUUCAUUCCAAUGUUUUACUGUUAAUUUGUAGAUAUUGUCAUUUUUUUAAUUUUUUAAAUUAUGUUUAUUUUCUUUUUUAAUUAAAGCAAUGUAUAACCUCCAAAAUUUUGUGGGGGUAAAUGAAUCCAAAUUUUAUCGAGUAAUGAUUAUAUUUAAGAUGAAAGAUGUGGCACGUGCUUUA
Messenger RNA from Rhincodon typus (whale shark), 7197 nucleotides. RefSeq names its product thrombospondin, type I, domain containing 7Aa (gene thsd7aa). The transcript has 28 exons. The coding region runs from base 1 to 4791 and encodes 1596 amino acids. Gene Ontology annotation, cellular component: plasma membrane. NCBI's taxonomy places the organism in Eukaryota, Metazoa, Chordata, Chondrichthyes, Orectolobiformes, Rhincodontidae. The record is from RefSeq and is a predicted model, not a curated record. Gene Ontology annotation, biological process: actin cytoskeleton organization.